Messenger RNA from Cuscuta europaea, 1723 nucleotides. The record is from the annotation of a GenBank genome assembly. Lineage: Eukaryota; Viridiplantae; Streptophyta; Magnoliopsida; Solanales; Convolvulaceae.
AUUUGUGUACACGAGAUAUCUAGUGUACUAGUGUAGUACACAACAAUUGUAAGCUCUUCACGAUCGCUUUCGAUCAUCAAUUAUUACUUCAAAUUUCUUACCAUUUGUCCGAUUUAGACCUUGGUUCAAAAGGUGGAAUCUCCAACCCCAUGAGCCCCUCAUACCCCGACUCGAUAGGAUUUUUGGAAGGAUGUUAAUCACGGUGACUCAGUCGGCUCAAUGAUGGUAGACCUUUUUCCUGUGCGCACUAGAGGUCCAACCUUAUUUCAGGUUCUGUGACCUCCACACGGCCGCUACGGGUUUCAAAUCUUGGUCACUUGCUCCAAAUUUCUCACCACUGUCCGAUUUAGACCUAUAGUACUCAUGUAAGCAAAUUUUCAUACGGAGUAUUCAUUAGUCAAACGCCUAAACGCGUUGAACUUGGACACCCGGUUCUACACGCAGCACACAGUGCGGGUCUAUGAUUAGAUAGAUACACUCCAACUUGCCUGUAUUUUAAUCAUUUUCUAAAUUCCCCUUUCCCAACUUUCAUUUCUUCUGCUUCCAAGCAACACCCAUUUAAGGUUCCAAUUCCAGUUCAUAAAUACUAGAGCACCCAUUUCACACCAUUUCUAUAUCAGCUCUUUACCUCUCUUCUCAUCUUCUUUUAUGUUCCCUGCUCAAAUAUACACUUCACCUCUGUUUCUGGAAGCUGCAGGAUCAUGGCUGUGCUGGGAGAAAACGUUUUGGAUGGAGAUCUGAUUACGAUUCGGGAGGUUUGGGCGGAUAACAUCGAAUCUGAAUUCGAUCUCAUUAGCCAGAUCGUGGAUAGCUAUCCUUACAUCUCCAUGGAUACGGAGUUUCCCGGAGUUGUGUUCAAGCCGGAGAAUCAGACUCACCGUCGCCGGAGUGGAUCUCCGUCGGCUUCCGAUCGCUGCGCCGACCAGUACCAGUCGCUAAAGUCAAACGUUGACGCUCUCAAUCUGAUCCAGCUAGGAUUGACUCUUUCCGAUGCCAGCGGGAACCUGCCGUUGCUCGGAUCCGGCGGGACCCGGUGCAUCUGGCAGUUCAACUUCUCCGACUUUGACCUCGCGCGUGAUCUCCACGCUCCGGACUCGGUGGAGCUGCUCCGCCGGCAGGGCAUCGACUUCGAGAUGACCCGUGAUCGCGGGGUUGACUCGGCCACGUUCGCCGAGCUGAUGAUGUCAUCCGGUCUGGUCUGCAACGAGUCGGUCAGCUGGGUGACGUUCCACAGCGCGUACGACUUCGGGUAUCUGGUGAAGAUCCUCACGCGCCGCGCUUUGCCGGCGGGCCUGGAGGACUUUUUGGGCAUUUUGAGGAUAUUUUUCGGGAGCCGUGUCUAUGACGUUAAGCAUCUGAUGAAGUUCUGCCAGAGCCUGUACGGCGGGUUAGACCGGUUGGCGGAAAUAUUGGAAGUGGACCGGGUUGCUGGAAAGUGUCAUCAGGCCGGUUCUGAUAGCCUGCUGACAUGGCACACUUUUCAGAGAAUGAGAGAUAUGUACUUCGGUAAGGAAGGACCGGCAAAACACGCCGGAGUGUUGUACGGACUAGAAGUUUUUUAGGAGUAUAAUUCAUUUGGUUCUAGUCUAGUCCUUUUAGUAAAUAAAAUAAGCUUAAUUAUCAAAUUCUUUUGCCUAUCAGUUUAAUGAAAUAGAGUAUUAAAUUAAGUCAGAAAGAUAUUAAAUUAGUGGUGCUUCAAUAUGACCGGUACAUUACUUUCUCA